GUUUGAUGGGUGUUGAUUUCCGGUAUUUAGCGCCUGCUUUUUCAGGUUACUCAGCGUGUGUGCGUGCGCGCGCGCGUGCAUGCGCGCGUGCGUGAGUGUGGGUGCGUAUAUGUGUGCGUGUGUGUGAGGGAGAAUGUCAGAGAGUUUGUAGUGUUGGAUUUAAACGCUCCCAGCGCGGAUACUGUCACCGCUUUGCACCGCAGGCAGGCUCCGUGUUUCCUACAUGCAAGUUACAGCGGCGCCUCCAUCAUCAUCAUCAUCAUCACCACCACCACCGCCGGGCUACAAUGACGGAGAGCUCCGCGACCGAGCUCGCCAACGGUGGCGUGUGUCAGCGAGUGAGGAACGGAGUGAGAGCGGAGCGGAACGGCUUGGCGAAGAGCAUCCGCCGCCGCCGCGAGCGGCGGACCAAGCGGCACUGCCAAGCCGAGGAGGAAGAGGAGGUCCCAGCGUUGCCUCAUGCCAGGCUGUACAGCCGGCCCUUCGUGGAGUCCUUCGAGGAGACGCCCAUGCUCGUGGCGGUGCUCACCUACAUGGGCUACGGCAUCCUCACCAUCUUCGGCUACUUCCGUGACUACCUCCGUCACUGGAGGAUCGAAAAGUGCCACAUCGCCAGGGAGAAGGAGACGCAAAAGGACUUUGUGCCACUUUACCAGGAUUUCGAGAACUUCUAUACCCGAAACCUUUACAUGCGGAUCAGGGACAACUGGAAUCGGCCGAUCUGCAGUGUCCCUGGUGCUAAAGUGGACUUGCUGGAACGAGUGUCCCACGACUACAACUGGACCUUUCAGUUCACCGGGCGGGUAGUGCCGGGCGUGAUCAACCUGGGCUCAUACAAUUACCUCGGCUUUGCCGAGAAUACGGGUCCAUGUCUUGACUCUGUAGCCGAAGUCACCGAGAAGUACGGCGUGGGCGUCGCCAGCACGCGGCAGGAGACCGGAAACCUGGACCGACACGAGGAGCUGGAGACGCUGGUGGCCCGGUUCCUGGGCGUGGAGUCAGCCAUGGCGUUCGGGAUGGGCUUCGCUACCAACUCCAUGAACAUCCCGGCGCUGACUGGAAAGGGCUGUCUGAUACUAAGUGAUGAGCUGAACCACGUCUCUCUGGUGCUGGGAGCCAGACUCUCCGGAUCCACCAUCCGAGUCUUCAAACACAACAAUAUGCAGAGCCUUGAGAAACUGCUGAGAGAAGCCAUAGUUCACGGGCAGCCUAGGACCCACAGACCGUGGAAGAAGAUCCUCAUAGUGGUGGAGGGCAUCUACAGCAUGGAGGGAAGCAUCGUUCGGCUGCCGGAGGUGAUCGCCCUCAAGAAACGCUACCGGGCCUACCUUUAUCUAGACGAGGCCCACAGCAUCGGGGCGCUGGGCCCGAGGGGCCGAGGCGCCGUGGAUUACUUUGGCCUCGACGCCUGCGAUGUGGAUGUCAUGAUGGGCACCUUCACCAAGAGCUUCGGCGCCGCUGGAGGCUACAUCGCAGGGAAGCGGGAGCUUAUCGACUACCUGCGCGUCCACUCCCACAGCGCCGUCUACGCCACCUCCAUGUCUCCUCCUGUGGUGGAGCAAAUCAUCACUUCUAUGAAGUGCAUUAUGGGAGAGGAUGGCACGGCAGUAGGCAGGGAACGCGUGCGGCAGCUGGCAGAGAACACGGUCUACUUCCGUAAGAGGCUGCGAGAGAUGGGCUUCAUCAUCUACGGCAACAACGACUCUCCUGUUGUCCCCAUGAUGCUCUACAUGCCGGCAAAGAUAGGAGCGUUCGGCAGGGAGAUGCUGAGGAGGCACAUCGGCGUGGUGGUGGUGGGCUUCCCCGCCACGCCCAUCAUCGAGUCGCGGGCCCGUUUCUGCAUCUCCGCCGCCCACACGAAGGAAAUGCUGGACAGGGCUCUGAGUGUCAUCAGCGAGGUAGGGGACCUUCUUCAGCUCAAGUACUCCAGGCGCAGGAAACCGCCGCCUUUUGACAACGACGCGUGCGAGGACAUUGACGACUGAUGAGCCGCUCCCGCCUUGAAGGAGCGCGACGCCGAAUGAACCCCGGGAAACAAAGGAGGGGUCAAGAUGGAUCACGAGUCUUCCACGAGCAAUGAGAUGCACACAGGUGGCCCCUGUCACUCGCUUGUCAUGUAACCACGCAACGGGAGGAAAACACUUGACUAUUGGCUCCUUCUGUUUUGCCUUAGAAAAUACAGAAUGUGUUGGACACGAACUAAAAGAAACAAUUCUCGCGUUUUAAUUAAGACCCAAACCAUCAACUUCUGCAUCUAACAUGGAAUUCACUAUAGAUCUCUAAAAUCAGUCAUUAAAUAAAGGCAGAAAACACGGUUUUAGCGUUGGAACAGUUCACGUUUAUCUGCGCGUUACUGUUUUAUGGGAUUUUCAUGAAUGUAAACGUUUGGCCACAUUUCAUCAUCAGCUGAGGUCACUGAUGAAGUCAGUCACUAACAGGAAGCCUGUGAAUAGGCUUUUUACCUGCGGCGAAGAGAGCUCCAGUGUGUAAAUCUACAAAGUUGAGACGUGCUCAAAAACCGAACUGGGAACCUCGGUUUGUCCCGCGUGUCAUCAGCUCUGGUCUGGGCAGCGUUGCUCCAACGUGCCUGAAUCCAGACACAAAUGAACAACUGUUUCUGUCAUCAGGCCGUGAGCGCUGUUUGCAGAUCACGCGUAUCUGCAUCCAUUCUGAAUGCAACAAUAACACCCCUGUUUGGAACAUAGCUCUCAUACAUCAAAGCCCAAUUACACUUGCACAACAUCUAACUUUUGUGCAGUGAUUGCCAAUUUAAAUAACUGUUACAUCCAUUGACAUUGCAUAUAAUUACGGUCUUCUUGAUUCCCUGUUGACAUCGUUUAAGCUUAGGAUCAAAUUCAACUUGAUUAUGGCUUCAUUCCAGUGCUCCGACGUCACUCACCUCCCCAAAAAGUCAAUGAAGUCUUACAUUACACAUUAAAAAAGCCUUUUUUUAUGAAUAUAAAGACUGAGCGUCUGUUUUAUACUGGGAGGAUUUUCUUUCAAAGGUUGAAAUUCUACUUUUAUUGUGUUCAUUCCCAGCAGAGCAACAUUUAAUCUGCUGAUCCAAACACCCGUGUGGAUCAGCUUCAACGUUUACCUGAUGUUCACUUUAUCUCCUGGGUAAUUAUUUGCAGCUACCUUAUCGCUCGGUGUUUGAUUAUUUUGUUUUUAUGCCUCGAGGAGAAAAACUGCUCAGUGUGGCGUGAGCCUUUAAUAAGUUUAAUGAGUGUGUGACUGGGGACGAGUGUUUGCACUGAUUUGAUAGGUUUUAGACAUUAAUGAGCGUUUUAUUUCUCCUUAAUUUCUGUUUUUUUUAAGUUUAUACCUUCUGAACUCUUGAUUUAUUCAUUCUUGCUGCUGCUGCUGCUGCUGCUGCUGAGAUUUGAGACAGUUACGAUCCUUAAUUAAGGCAGCUAUGAAAACUAUCCUACAUGCAUCCAGUCGCGCUCACAUGAACACUGAAGCCUCAGCUAGAGCUCGUACAGUCAGCUGCACGGUGACGCACAGUAACCUGCUCUGUUCGUGUCUGUGCCAGAAAAGUCCACUCCAGAUAAGUCUGGCUCCAACAUCUCGGCACAUCUGUUCAUUAGGGGAACC
Messenger RNA from Betta splendens (Siamese fighting fish), 3597 nucleotides. RefSeq names its product serine palmitoyltransferase 2-like. Lineage: Eukaryota; Metazoa; Chordata; Actinopteri; Anabantiformes; Osphronemidae. Bases 288 to 1985 code for a protein of 565 amino acids. The record is from RefSeq and is a predicted model, not a curated record. Gene Ontology annotation, biological process: sphingosine biosynthetic process; ceramide biosynthetic process. Gene Ontology annotation, cellular component: serine palmitoyltransferase complex. The transcript is spliced from 12 exons. Gene Ontology annotation, molecular function: serine C-palmitoyltransferase activity; pyridoxal phosphate binding.